AUGACCCAGUCGACGCUUACGCGGACGAUACAAGCCUCUCGUGUAGCCAAUAAUACUGGGACAAUCUUUAUAUCGACACCUUAUGACUACGUCACCCAGUACAACGGCACAGAUGAAGGACCAAACGGUACUGAAACUUUCACUGUUACCUCACCACCAGCCGGUACGCCACCUGUGGGUGUCCUUGCUAUUACAACCCCGUACCCUUACAUCACUACGACAGGUCCAUACCCUGGGCAAGGUGUCAUUACCGCUCCAGUAACUUCUAUUCAGACUCCAAGUGGAUCGAAUACUGUUGGAACUGUGCUGGUACAAACUCAAGCGCCACUAGUCACGGUGACUUCAGGGUAUCCAGGAUUAGUAACCACUACUUCGACUGUUGUGCUCCCUAGCGGGACAGUGCAGGGCACAGUUGCUGUGCUGACACCAUUCCGAUAUACCACAAUCACUACGUCCUAUGAUGAGGGCCCAAGUGGGACAGACACGCUCGUACAAACAAUCCUACCAACUUCUGCUGAUACAGGCACCGUCAUCAGUUCUCUACCUUAUCCAUACGUCUCAAGCACUACCAGCUACGAUGCCGGCGUUUCAGGCAACUUGACGCUGACUGGGACAAUAUUGCCUGUUCCAAGCAGUCCAACUGGCACGAUCAUUGUCUCACAACCAUUUUCGUACGUUCAGAGAUUAACAAGAUAUGAUGGUGGACCCGGAGCGACGGCAGUUAGAGUCCAAACCAUUUUUCCAAACGGGACGGGUCCUGGUACUAUCAUCACAUCUGUUCCGUACGACUAUGUCACGAUCACUUCUGACUACGAUGGCGGCCCCAGUGCAACAGCAACCUCCCAGUCUACAAUCCCUCCCGUGGGUAGUGCCAAUGGAACGGUCAUUAACUACACGCCUGAUCCUUACACCACUAUCACGACUAAUUACGAUGGUGGGCCGAGUGCUGUUGCGACCCUUGUCAGCACAGUCUCUGCCGCGGCCGCUGGCGGAACCGGCACAGUAGCUUUUUCGACACCCUUAGUCUACCUUACAACAACUGUUGGCUAUGAUGCCGGGCCUCGACAAUUCGAGACCAUCACAGCGGUCUUUUCGGCUACCAACGGUGCCGGUGCAAGCGUUGUUGUUUCAACUCCGCAACCGUACAUCACGAUUACUUCUCAGUUCGAUCUAUCACCUCACUCGACUGUGGAAUUCAGUACCAUCUCAGCGGGGCCCUCCGGGACUGGUACAGUUCUUGUCGAUCCUCCUGAGAACUAUGUUGUGUCUUAUGUCAUGACUGACGAGGGGCCGGGAGGUUCAGUAAGAGUUACUCAAACUAUCUUGCCUUCUGGUGGUCAGCCUGGUACUUUUAUCAUCACCAGGCCUUAUCGCUAUGUGACCGAGACAACGGGAGCUGACUUUGGCAACACUGCAACCGCCCCACUCACAACAACCAUAACCCCAGACCCCGUUAACACUGUGGGAACUGUACUUAUCCAAACGCCCCUCGCAUACAUUACAUCCACAGUUGGCACCGACGAAGGACCCAGUGGCACAAUUACUGGAUCCAGCACUCAGCCAGCUUCUGCAGGUGCGCCGCCAACCUACUUCAUUCUUACGCCAUACCCGUACUCCAGUUAUACAACUUCGUAUGACAACGGGUACACAGGGACCGUAACGGUGACGGUCAUCAUCUCUGUAACGAACUCGCAGUAUGGUAGUGUUAUCUUCUCUACGCCUGGGCUGUAUGCCACACAGACCACCGGUUACGAUGCUGGCCCGAGCGGAGGACCUCCUGUGACAUCAAUUGCUUCCGCUGCCAGCAAUGCCGAUGGUACGGGCACAGUUUACAUCUCGACAGCAUAUCCGUAUAUUACGCAGAUCAGCACUACAGAUGUAGGUCCGAGCGGAUCUGUAGCAUCUCCUACGUCGGUCAUCCCCGCCGCUGGGUUUCCAAGUCCAACCGGAACGGUCAUCAGCUAUUUCACUGCACGUUAUGAUACGACGACGGUGCCCUAUAUUGGAUCCGGAAUUAUCACAGCACCGGUGACCCAGACUGUACCAGCGAGUGGAACUCCGCCGGUUGGCAGAAUCAUCGUCCAGACCCAGCCACCUGUCGUCACAUCUGUAGUCGGAUAUGACGAAGGCCCUGGCGGGACUGAUGUCACAUCAUCAACCUCGACUGGUCCGGGGGUUGCACCAACCAUUUUCAUAAGCACGCCGUAUCCAUAUAUCACUGCUACAUCCCAGAACAGCCUUACCUCAACGACUAUAACGUCUACAGUGCGACCAACAGGCACACAAACUCAGGGUACGGUGAUCAUUUAUACACCCACAGUUGUCACACCAACUUCAACGAUUGCACCUGUUCCGACAUUCGCCUGUCCAACAGAGGGCUACUUUGUCGCGGUAGCGAACAACAUUCCAGCUUUCUACAGCGUAAAUAUUGCUUCUGGGCAGAGGACCUUGAUCAAAAGCCCUCUCGGAGAUGGCACCCUUAUCAACGCUAUUGGCUACAACGCGCUGGACAAUACGCUCUACGGCGUAGUCAACACAAGUCCAUCGCCCAGACUGAUUCGCAUCGGAUCGGGCGGUGAGGUCGUCUACAGUCGGACACUGCCAGUUCAGGCCGGUGCUUACAACACCGGCGACGUUGAUGAGACGGGAACUUUUUGGGUAGCAUAUCAAGGUCGAGAUUGGGUACAGAUCCAACUCUCGACCUUGUCAAUCGUCGGUUCCGGCACCGCUGCCCUUCCCAUUUCUGUUUACGACUGGGCGUACGUACCUGGCGGCGGCAACUACCUCUACUCCGUUGCGGUGGACUCUACCGGUCGUACUUUCCUUUAUCGAUUUGAUCGGACUGCGAAAACCUGGGCUCAGGUUGGCACAGGAUAUGGCGUCAUCUAUCCAAGUAACGGUGUGGUGGGUGCCGUUUACGCAUCUCAGGACGGCUUCCUUUACGGAUCCGAGAACACUGGUGGCAAGAUCUAUCGCUUCUCUUUGAACGGUAACACUGCUGUCUUCAUCACUCAAGGCGCUACAGCUUCUUCUAACGAUGGCGCUCACUGUAUCAACAACGUCGCAGGAACUGUCUUCACUGCAGACGAGACCAUGGAGGCUUCAGGCACUGCGAAGCCAGCAUCGGCCUCUCCUAUCACGACAUUUUUCAACCCUCCCACACAUCCUUCACCGCCUUUUUACACUCACGUUGCAAACACAAACAUUGCAUCUCAAGCUGUAAGUGCCCGCGCGACCCGCCUCGUCACCUUGGCCGGGCAGAUAGGGCGAAGUGCUUCAGGAGAUCUUGCAACCUCUCUUUCGGAACAGGUGCGCAUUGCCCUGAUGAAUGUUCUGUUGUGCCUUUCGGCUGCGGGUGCAACAAGACGCGACAUCAUAUCCAUUCGACAGUAUGUCGUAGGGUUAGAUCCACAAGAAAAGGAGCGGAAGCGGUUGAUGCGGGCUUGGUUGGAAGGGCGCGAGGAGUUCGCUGAUGCCGACAACGAACAAGGUGGUCGGGCUUUUGGCGGGAGCGAGGCCAAACCACCCAACACGGUGCUUGGCGUACAGAGUCUAGCGGUAGAGGGCGCAUUGUACGAGGUCGAAGUCAUGGCUGCUGUCGCAGUUGCAGACACCACAGGGUAG
Molecule: messenger RNA, 3624 nt
Organism: Cyphellophora europaea CBS 101466
Lineage: Eukaryota; Fungi; Ascomycota; Eurotiomycetes; Chaetothyriales; Cyphellophoraceae
Exons: 2
Coding region: 1-3624 (1207 amino acids)
Source: RefSeq, a predicted model, not a curated record